CCCACAGAAAUCCGCUCUUCUCAAGCUUCGUCAUUCGCCCGCCUUGGAGCGUUGAUGUGGGCCAUGAUGUCUUAUACGCUUUCAGCUUAUAUACUUCCGAGAGUUCCGGAGGUUUCUAAGUCAUGUAUCCUUUGCCUUCUUUGUCUGAUUUAACUACCAAAAUAUCAACAAUAUGGAAGAAAGAACCGGGUCAACGACCAAGCAUGCCCAGGGAUCAUUUGCAAGCUCGCAAGAGACAAGGGAAGUCGAAAUCAAAGGCGAGAGGCAAGAGGUCGAGAUACACGCAUGGAGCGGGCCCGACGACCCCGGAAAUCCCUUCAACUGGUCGUUCAGGCGCAAAUGGAUCCUAACGGUGACUAUUUGCUUCAUCUCAAUUCUGACUGGGAUUCCGGCGGGAGCCUAUAGUUCUGGCAAUGAGGAAAUGUCCACUCGUUUCCACGUGCAGAACGUACCCUUUCCCAACCUAUCCUGGGCUACCUGUAGCUGGAAUAUGGGUGCUGCAUUCUUCCCAUUGAUAUUCGUUCCGCUGACUGAAAAUACUGGGCGAAUGCCUGGAUACUUUUCCGCGUACAUCAUUUUGGAGCUGUUCUUUUUCGGAUCAGCCUUUGCCGAAAACUUUGCAACCCUCGUCAUCACUAGAUUUUUCGGCGGAGGAGCUUCUUCGGUAUCGAUCAAUAUCGUCGGCGGGAGCAUCAGUGAUGUAUGGAAAGGAGACAAGGCUAGAAGUCUUCCAAUGUCACUUUUUGGCUUUACCAGUGUCGCUGGUAUUGCUCUAGGUCCCUUCGUGGGUGAUGCAAUCGUUCAAAUCAGAAACCGAUCUGGCGACCUAGAUGCGCCAUGGCGAUGGAUCUAUUACAUUCAAAUGAUCUAUAAUGCCGCCCUUAUACCAGUAUUUUACGUCAUCCUCCAAGAGACUCGAGGCGACGUCAUCCUGGCCAAACGCGCGAAGAAACCCCGCAAGCAAACCGGCCGCCCGAUCUACGCCGAGUCUGAGCUAGUUCAGCCGCCUGUUCUCGAGCUGCUCAAAAUCUCGUUCCAGCGACCUGUGAAGAUGUUGCUUACCGAGCCUGUCGUCAUCUUCUUCACUCUCUGGGUUAGUUUCGCCUGGGGAAUCCUCUUCCUAUUCUUCUCUUCCGUACCCCAAACCUUCGGUGCCAAUUACGGAUUCACGACUUUCCAAAACGGUCUUGUCAUGCUCGCUAUCAGCGUUGGUGCACUCGUCGGCACAGUCGUAAACCCCUUUCAGGACUGGCUCUAUCUGCGCAGUGCUGUAAGAAAUAUAGAACGUCCAGGUAAACCAAUCCCAGAAGCACGCCUCUACACAAGCAUACCCGGCAGUCUCCUCUUCACCGGCGGACUAUUUAUGUACGGAUGGAGCUCCCAACCAGACAUCCACUGGAUUGUGCCCACCAUCUCCGUUGGCAUUAUUGGCGUAGGCGUUUACUCCAUCUACAUGGGAGUGGUCAACUACCUUACCGAUGCAUACGAACUGUAUGCUGCGUCUGCGCUAUCCGCUGCCUCACUCGGACGCAAUGUCUUCGGCGCUUUCCUACCUUUGGCGUCCUACCAGCUCUUCUCAACUCUGGGCUAUGGCUGGGCCGGAAGUUUGCUUGGUUUCAUUGGGCUGGCGCUGAGUAUUGUGCCAGUUGUCUUAAUGAUCAAGGGUAGAGAGAUUCGGCGGAGGAGUCCAUUCAUGCUGGAGGCUACGUUCUCUGUCGAGGAAGCGGUAGAGCGGAGGGAGUCGUUGAAUAUGGGGACUGGAAGAGGCAUUGUGUACGAGGUUUGACAGAAGUUUCUAGAUAUAGUGUUACUACAAUUUAUUACUCAGAUAAAUUGCUUCUUCAAACAAAAGUCCUGGAC
Molecule: messenger RNA, 1860 nt
Organism: Mytilinidion resinicola
Lineage: Eukaryota; Fungi; Ascomycota; Dothideomycetes; Mytilinidiales; Mytilinidiaceae
Product: MFS multidrug transporter-like protein
Exons: 4
Coding region: 173-1786 (537 amino acids)
Biological process (GO): transmembrane transport
Molecular function (GO): transmembrane transporter activity
Source: RefSeq, a predicted model, not a curated record